ACAGUUUGCCAACAACAUUACAUCCCUUUUGAAAUACAUAAAAUUUGUUCAUUUAGUAAAUUCUAAAUUUAUUUAUAUAUCUACAUAUCCAGAAAGUCCAAUACCGUGAGAAGUACAAUGCUUAAGGUUCUUGAAAAGUUAUUUCAACUGUUGCGACCCAGGAUAACACAAUUUGCGCAGUCCAAUAAGAAUAUAUCCAAGCAUUUAUAUGAGAAAGCUAGGGCAGAGGAGAAUAUUCAUUUUCUAAAACUGCAAAGAGAGCAGCUUAAGACCCUGCGAGAAAGGAUUCUCAGCCAGAAGAAGGAAGUCACGACGAAGAUCAUCAAAGUGGAUAAACAGAUACAAUCGUUGGAAAAAAUCAAAACAGAAGAAAAUUAGUUUGAAAUCUAACGUGCAUU
Messenger RNA from Drosophila takahashii, 398 nucleotides. RefSeq lists its product as uncharacterized. Lineage: Eukaryota; Metazoa; Arthropoda; Insecta; Diptera; Drosophilidae. The record is from RefSeq and is a predicted model, not a curated record.